AUGUUCCGCGCAGCCUCGCGGCGCGCCAGCGCCUCCGCUCUGCACAGCGCACCAGCACAGCGCCAGUCGUGGACACGAUCAAUAUACAGCAGCAAUGGCCGGCCAACACUACGCCCGAGAUGCCCUAAUGCUACUGCCAACCUCCUCGCCAUCCCCCACACCCGCCACCUUACCAUAGCCCAGAAGAUACGCCUGAAAUACCGCGAAGCGUCCAAGGGCGUGUUCCGCAAGAAUCCGGUCCUGCUGCCCCUUGCCAUCUUCUCUGUGGUUGGGGGUAUCGCCGUCUUCGCAUAUGUUGCUUACGUGGAAGUCACUCGCGUCCAGCCUCAAUACCACAAGUUCCCUCCGCAAGUGGCCGACCAGCUGCGCACGGCAGUGUACUACACCGAGAUCGAUCUGAAUCCGCCCAAGGCAUUGAAGGCGUAUAAGGAAGCCCUUCGGGUAGCUGUGGAGUUGGGUAUGCACCCCUUCUCGGACGAGGUGCUGGGCAUCAAGCUGCAAGUCGCGAUGAUGUUGGAGAAGGCAGGCUUAGUCAAGCCUGCAAUCGAGGUGCUGGAGCGGACCAAGAACGAAGCCCUGAAUUGGGUCGAAGAAGGCCGCAACACGGAGUCUGCACCGGUGGACAAGCUGAAGGUGGCACGGGCGCCCGGGCCAGCAAAGAUCGCGCCAGAGAAUGUCCAGAUUCACGAGGACGGGCUGGAGGACGCGGAGAAGCAAUUGAGGGAGAUGCAGGAAUUUGAGGCCAGGCAGCGUGACCGGGCGCUGAAGAAGGUUGUCGGCAUGGAGAUGAAGCUUGCCGAGCUGUACUCGAGCGACUAUAUUCAGGACGAGAAGAAGGCCGAGGCUGCGCAGGUCGCUGCUGUCGAGCUGUGUCUGAAGGAGAUGCACCGCCGGCAGAAUUUAGGCCUGCCUGUGGGUGGAGGAGAUUCUGGCGAAGGGAAUAGCGAGUCGUGGCUGAACAUGACCGAGAUUGCUACAGCACUAGCUGAGCUCGCCGAUACGUAUACCGCGAAGGACCGCAGCGAGCUUGCCAUGCCUUUGUACCUGCGUGCAUUGGAAAUGCUCCGCGUGGCAGAGGGCAACUCUCCAUCAUGCAAGCAGGUCGUGCUGCUGAAUAGCGUCGCUGGGGCAAUGAUUGGCCAAGUACAAUUGCCGCCAAAGUCUCGUCCUCAGGAGAAGCAGACCGUCUCGCAGGAGCAGACCAUCGAUAAUGCCCGGCAAUGGGCCCAGAAGGCUAUCGAUGUUGCUGCGCGCAUCCAGCCGCCGGUCCGCGAUGAGGAGUGUGAUAUGACCUGUGUGGCCGCAACCUACAAUUUGGGUGAGAUUGCGGAACUUCAGAACAAGCCGGACGUGGCGCAGCAGCGGUAUGCCGAGGCCAAGUCGUUGGCAAAGGGACUGGGCUACGAAGAGGGCAUUUCUAUGUCCGAUGAGGCUUUGAAGAGACUUAACAAAUAA
Molecule: messenger RNA, 1455 nt
Organism: Penicillium canariense
Lineage: Eukaryota; Fungi; Ascomycota; Eurotiomycetes; Eurotiales; Aspergillaceae
Product: TPR domain protein
Exons: 1
Coding region: 1-1455 (484 amino acids)
Biological process (GO): protein quality control for misfolded or incompletely synthesized proteins
Cellular component (GO): i-AAA complex
Molecular function (GO): misfolded protein binding
Source: RefSeq, a predicted model, not a curated record